AUGAUAUCAGCUUUGAAGAAGAAAUUCAGUGGGGUAGACAGUGGUGAUCGUCAUGGCGGUAAUGAGCUUGAACGUAUGCCGCAUGGUAUUGCUGCUCUUGACCUAGAACUACAAAGGAAAUAUGCGAAAGGAGUACAAUAUAACAUGAAAAUUAUAAUACGUGGUGACCGAAAUGUUGGAAAGACUUCUCUAUGGCGGCGUCUACAAGGUUUGCCAUUUCUGGAUGAUUAUGCACCAACUAAUGAAAUACAGGUUGCGUCUAUACAAUGGAACUAUCGUACGACAGAUGACGUUGUCAAAGUAGAUGUAUGGGAUGUAGUUGAUCAAAGCACAAAGAAGCGUGUGAAACCAGAUGGUCUGAAACUGAAGAAUAUGGAGUCAAAAUUCAUAGAAGUUGCUUGUGAUGCGCAGUUUGUUGAUGUCUACAAAGGCGCCAAUGGAGUUAUACUUAUGUUUGAUAUUACUAAAAACUGGACAUGGGAUUAUGUAACCAGAGAAUUGGACAGCGUUCCUAGCAAUAUACCAGUACUGAUUAUAGGAAACAGGCGGGACAUGGGUCAUCAUCGACAAGUUUCCGAGGAUAUUUGUCGACUAUUUGUAGAAACCUAUAAACGAAAAGAAUGUCCAAAUGGAAGUCAAGCUUCGGAGAUUCGUUUUAUGCAAUGUUCAAUGCGCAAUUCUUUUGGAUUACGCUUCCUCUAUCUUUUUUUCAAUAUACCUUUUUUAUAUCUACAGCGUGAAACGCUUAUUGGUCAAUUAGAGACUAAUCGACGGGAUAUUGAGCUAAGUUUUGAUGAAUUGGACAUGUAUGAAGAAACACAGGAUGCUAAUUACGACAGAUUUAUGGAAAAUAUGACAACUCGUCGACGUCUUGCCGCUGAAAAAGUUGCUCCCGUAUCAAUAUCCGAUAGAGUAAGAAGUGGAUUACCAUUUGGUGAAGGACAUCCAAUACCAUUUGCUGAGCCAUACUGUCAACCUUUUGUUCACUCAUCGUCUAAUAUUGCUACGCAUUCGCCAAAUGUUGCAUCUCCUUCCUUUAUCAGACGUCAUUCAGCAAAUUCAACAGAUUAUUCGAUUACAUCAAUCACUACAUCAUCUUUACAAGUAGAUAAUAGUGAGCAAUUAAUAAACAAAAGCGCACCUAUAAUGGAUGUCCUAUCGAAUCAUCUGGUUAACAGCGAUGAGGAAGUGAACAAUAUGGUGACUACGUACGAAGAAGACGUAUCAUCUGAAGAUGAGCUGGAAGUUGAGAAAACAAAUAUUACACAAAAACAAAGGAUGACAUUGAAUAGCUCUCGAUUGCAAUUAUCCGAUGAGUCGAAAAAUGAACCACAGACACCUAUGGCAUAUAAAGUACCGAUUGUCAAUCUGACAGAGAGCGUAACUGACAACGAUAAAAUGGAAGCUUUUGGCAACAAAAUGGAUUCGGAAUUUUGGAAUAAUGAUUUAGAUGCUUGGCUUAACGAUAUCGAAGAUAAUGAGAACAAUACAGAACUAAUAUAUAGAGAGCCAGAUGAUUCGGGUCCAAAUCCUUUGGUUGCUUCUAUACCCGCUGAUUCAGAGAGCGAAGACGAGAUUGGACAUUAUCCGUUCAUCUGCACUAAAACUGAUCAUCUCGGUAUAAGGAAAGAUAAUACAAACGAAUCGAAAGCAAGAACUGUUAAUGAGUUUGUGGAUAUGGAAGCAAAAUCAAAAACGAAGUCCUCUUUAAGGAAAGAGCUGUCAAGCAAAAAAAGCAAUAAAUUUACCCAUAAUAAAGGUAAAUUCGACAGGGGAAGUGACCGUAAAACUGCCGAGAUGUUGAGUACCGGAGAUUUUUUGGAUAGAGAAUCUACUGUGGAUCCGAAUGGUUAUGAUCCAUUAUAA
This is a messenger RNA of Brugia malayi, 1866 nucleotides long. RefSeq lists its product as hypothetical. Gene Ontology annotation, molecular function: GTPase activity; GTP binding. NCBI's taxonomy places the organism in Eukaryota, Metazoa, Nematoda, Chromadorea, Rhabditida, Onchocercidae. Bases 1 to 1866 code for a protein of 621 amino acids. Gene Ontology annotation, cellular component: nucleus; cytosol. The record is from RefSeq and is a predicted model, not a curated record. The transcript is spliced from 13 exons.